Plectropomus leopardus (leopard coralgrouper) is the source of this 797-nucleotide messenger RNA. The record is from RefSeq and is a predicted model, not a curated record. Lineage: Eukaryota; Metazoa; Chordata; Actinopteri; Perciformes; Serranidae.
UGUCCCGGUUCUCCAGUCCCAGACUGACGCCCAGGCUGAGCAGGAAGAGGGCUCUGUCCAUCUCGCCGCUGUCGGACGCCAGCAUCGACCUCCAGACGAUGAUCCGCACCUCGCCCAACUCGCUGGUCGCCUACAUCAACAACUCACGGUCCAGCUCGGCCGCCAGCAGCUCGUACGGACACCUGUCUGUGGGAGGACUCAGUCCGUCCUUCCCCUUCCCUCACCCCAUCAACCCCGUGGCGUACCAGCAGCUCCUCUCCCAGCAGCGGGGGCUCAGCGCCUUCGGACACACUCCGCCUCUCAUCCAGCCGCCGCCCACCUUCUCCAGCCGCCAGCCGGGCCUCGGCCUCUCCUCGCUGCCCGCCUCCGCCCACAACAGCGACCUGCCGUCCAAGAACCACAGUGGUGACUCGGCAGUCAGCAGCACGGUCGACCCCAUGAUCACCAAAAGGUCAAAGGUCAAGACUGAAGCAGAGGGACUGAGGCCGAUGUCUCCCUGUUCACCGAAUCAUCACGGCAGCUUGUUGGACCUGAAGGACGACGUGGACCGGGACGAGUGUAAGCAGGAGCCCGAGGCCGUUUACGAGACCAACUGUCACUGGGAGGGCUGCAGCAAAGAGUACGACACGCAAGACCAGCUGGUCCAUCACAUCAAUAACGACCACAUCCACGGAGAGAAGAAGGAGUUUGUGUGCCGCUGGGACGAGUGUUCGCGGGAGCAGAAGCCCUUCAAAGCUCAGUACAUGCUGGUGGUUCACAUGCGCCGACACACAGGGGAGAAACCACACAAGUGCACG